UAGUGUGAAGACAGUUUACACACAUAUACACAACCAGGUACGGUGUGAGUGUAAAGCUGGUGUACUGUUUGCCGUAGUGAAUUUAACGGUCCACACACUGUUUUGUAUUAGCUCAGCUCACGACCCAAGUGACGUAGAGAGAGUAUUCUACGUCACUGAAAGGGAAGCAACGCAACCCAUCUUCAGAAGCGCCAAGCAAGCAUGUGUGGUCCACCACUAUGAUGUCCUCUAAUAUACUGUUGCUAAGGAAAUGGAUGAAAUGAAUGGCUUCCCUAAGGCUGAAAUCCUCAUCGCCCCCUCCUCACCCCGUGUUUUUGUGUGUUUACAGAAAUCACUGCGAACAACCUGACGCGUCAAAAAGGAGCUCUGCACCAGCCGAGUCCAUUGGAGCCGGCACUGAGGAACUGAGUCGUCGGCUGCUGCCAGCUCUAGCACCAGAAUCCUCUACAGCCGUCUGGGUUGAGGAGCCGAGGUGCCUGGCUGGGGCUGGGUGGAUGGUAACUGGAGGAGUAGGGGGCCACGGCAGAAGGAGGAGAAUGGCAUCCACAGGCAUGCAGAUCUUUGCCUUCGUCCUGGCGCUGCUGGGCAUCAUGGGGGCCAUGAUGGCUACGCUGCUGCCCAAUUGGAAGGUGAGCGCCGAUGUAGGCUCCAACAUCAUCACGGCCAUCUCCCAGAUGCAGGGGCUGUGGAUGGACUGCACCUGGUACAGCACCGGCAUGUUCAGCUGCACCUUGAAGUACUCGGUGCUGUCGCUGCCCGCCUACCUGCAGACUGCCCGCACCACCAUGGUGCUGUCCUGUGUGAUGGCUGCCAUGGGCUUGUGCCUGGCAUCCCUGGGGCUCAAAUGUACUCGCUGGGGGGGCAGCCGGAGCGCCAAGAGGCACGCGGCCAUCGCCAGCGGGGGCUGCUUCAUCGCUGCCGGCUUCCUGUGCCUGGUGCCUGCUUCCUGGUUCACCAAAGAGGUCAUCACUAACUUCCUGGACCGCAGCGUGCACGAGAGCAAUAAGUUUGAGCCCGGGGGCGCCGUGUACGUGGCCUUCCUGUCGGCAGGCUUCCUCUUUGUGGGGGGGUCCAUCUUCUGCGUGUCGUGCUCGGGGAAGAGGCCCGGCCACCAGGACAUGAUCUUGCUGCCGCCCCCUGAUAAACUCUUACUGCAGCAGCAACAGCACCUCCUACAGCAACAGCAGCAGGACCAGCUCCAGCACCAGUACUGCUCCCUCUCCCCACUAGACAAUAAAACAGGCUACAGUCUGCAGGACUAUGUGUAGGCUAAAGCAACACUGCACGCCAUGCGCUACUGUUAGGCAGUUUGGGAAAACCGUUGCGUCUUACAUGUAGUUCACCAACCAACCAAGCUCAUAAAGAGGAGGAGGAGAUGAGAGAGGAGGGGGAAGGACUUUGAGGGUGGGUUUUUUCUUCCCCCCCCCAUUGUAGCUCUCUCUCUCCCCUCUUUCUUUGCUUUCUGUUCUAUGAGCACAAGCAGUGGAGGUAUUCCCUGAGCAGCUCCUUGGAACAGACAGACGGAUGGUGAAUGUGAAAUGCAGCGCAGCCGGAGGACGAAGGAAGGCGCUGCAGAAUGGGAGGGGAGCCGCAGCUGAACAAAUGCAGAUACCCCAGCGAUCAUCAGUAAAUCACACGAGUUCCCGGGGGAAUGGGUUAGCUGAUAGCAAGCCUCCUGUUCCUUUCCUUUUCCUCGCCAAAGGUUUGAAUUGAUUAGCAUUCAUUUAGUUUGCUAAGUCGUCAAUAUUGAUAUUAUUGUCUCAAAGAGGCAAUAACAGUACGUGGAAUUCCCUUUUCAUUAGCCAGCCAUUGUAGUUUUCAACCAUCCACAAGAUAUGGUAGUUGUUGGAACUGAUUUAAUAAAUUGUCUUAUUUUUGGUAGUGAAUAGACAUUGAUAUUUUGCCUAAGCAUGCUGUCUGGAGCCUGUCUGUGUAUAAUGCAGAGGAAUGCCUGCCUGGUAGAGAAUGAGACGUACGUAGUGUAACCAAACACAAUGCCUGUGCCUAAAAAGACGUAGUACAUUAUCCUUCCCGGGGAAAUUGUUCAAAAGAGGACUGGCAGGAUGAGUAAGUAGGGUGCUGGGCUAUGGAACAGAACUGCAGACAAACCCACCCCUGGAUCUCACCCUGCAGGUAGAGACACACAGAGAGGGAGAAACGGAGCGAGAGAGAGAGAGAACCUCCCCCUCCAGCAGAGUGGAAAGUCUGACAUGUUUGUUGCUUUCCCAUUUAGCUCCCAAAACAAGCUGCCUUCUUGGGCUAGGCUACACGCUACUGAUUUCAUGCAUUAGGCAUACAAAAUGAUCACACACCCCCACGUACAUACAGUUCACACCCACAUAGAGUACAAACACCCACACACAGAUACAAAACCCCACACAUACACAGAAACCCAAACACAUGCUCAGAAACACACACAGAAAUAUACAUGUACCUUUUUGACACACUGGGCUGCAUGUGCUUUUCAUCCUGCUGUCCGCCUCCUCACUGCCAUGGAAACGGAAUCCUGUGCCCUAAUGUCUUCAUUGUCUGGGGUGUGUUUGUGUCCACCAGUGCUUUGAGGUUGGGUAGGGGGGCAUCUCUCUCUCUCCCUCUGCAUGGCCCCAUAAGCCUUGUGCAGAACCUCAACACACACAGAGCUGCUCCUCUAAUCCCCUUUAUUAGCCCAGUGACAUGAGGCACCAAGCCAAUGUUACACCCAGGUCUGUCUGGGAACUGCUCUCUUUUUGUUGUCCUUCCUUAGUGUCUUUCACGUGCAAUUAGGGUUGAUGGGGAAAAUGGCUGUGUUGUGACAAAUCUGGCUGAUUAUUGGAAUUGUAUGAUGGCAUAGAGAGAGGCUUUGAACGGUCAUGGUUGACUGCAGUGGUGUGGCAGAUUUGCCUCCAAAUCCAGAAAUGGUUUGAGUCAUUCCUCCACAUGUGACUUGUUUACCAAGUCCGUCAGCAGUGCAUAUGCUACCAUGUAAUACCUGCAGGAGACCCUGCAGCUGAAGUUCAAGGACGUUCUGUGCCAUUCUGUUCUUUCCUUCCUGUCAAUCUCUCUUUUACCACUUCUCUCUACCUAUAUCCCCCUUUUACUGAAGUCACGUGGACUUUCUCUUUGACUGACAGGGAACACUUUUGCAUGUUGAGAGCAUGCUGGCCAACACACACACUGACACACCACCCCUGCUGCCUACUCAUAUGUCAAGGGUGCUAUUGCACAUUAACACAGUCACAUUCUCAUGUGUGUCUAACACGGCUGAGAGGAGAGGGAGGUAGGUUGUCUCCGGCCUGAAAUGGCUGCUCUGGUGACAGGCCCCGGCAGUGGCCCUCUCAUUCCCUCACACAUUGUUUCCUAUGGGGAGAGCAGAUGGCUAAGCCCAGCUCGCCACCUUCAGGCGGCUGCCUGCACAACGGGGGCAUCGCCACAGGCAUCACUUUAGGGCCUGGAAGCCCGGAAGGGGCAGGUUUCACACCCCAAGCAACAUGCCAGGGAUAGAGCAGAGGGGACCGGACGGGCAUCCGUACAAUAACACACUUCCCCAACCCCUGCCAGACCUUACGAAUGCAAUAAAUGAAGACAAGAAUGUGAAUGUGCCCUUGUUAACAAACUGAACACAUACAACACAUACAGUGCCUAUCAAAAGUUGACACACCUACUUAUUCUGGGGUUUUUCUUUAUUUUUACAAUUUUCUACAUUGUAGAAUAUGAGUUA
Oncorhynchus tshawytscha (Chinook salmon) is the source of this 3697-nucleotide messenger RNA. Its product is annotated as claudin-20-like. Lineage: Eukaryota; Metazoa; Chordata; Actinopteri; Salmoniformes; Salmonidae. Gene Ontology annotation, molecular function: structural molecule activity. The coding region runs from base 264 to 1268 and encodes 334 amino acids. The record is from RefSeq and is a predicted model, not a curated record. The transcript is spliced from 2 exons. Gene Ontology annotation, biological process: cell adhesion; bicellular tight junction assembly. Gene Ontology annotation, cellular component: bicellular tight junction; plasma membrane.